AUGUUGACCCCAACUCGAUUGACUUUGGUCUCACUCCCUCCCACCUGCUUCGCCACUGAUCAAACUGCGUUGUCGACCUUUUAUGUUGAGGUCAGACAUCCCCUGGCUGAAUCAGAGGCUGCUAGACGCCCUUGCGGCUCAAUUGGCAGCUAUCAACGCUCAAUCCACCACCAAUGUUGCUCUUACCACAUAGACGUUGUAUCGUCGAACACUCCAACACCACCAUCAACAACAUCUGCCUCAAGUCUACCCCCAGCUACUCCCAAUCUCAAGUUUACAGCACAACCAUCUUUUGCUGCCGUCGUUGCAUCCAAUGCAGGUGCAAAGCGUAAGAAGAAGCCUGCUGCUCGUCCUCCUCCAUCUGCCACCAAGGCAUCCGCUACUCUUGCUCGUCUUUUUGCUCCUCAAAGUGAUAUACCAUCUGGUUAUCAAUUUGUGUACUAUGCUACUCCUGUCCGCCGUCGUCUUUCUGAGCUGCGUCGCCUUGUUCAAGGCGUAGGAUUGAAUAACUCUCGUGUGCUGGAUAUUCAAUAUCCUGUACAGAAUGCCAUUGAGGUCGAAAACCUUCGCUGCCUUCGUUCGCUGUCUUUUGUCCGUCGCUCUGUCCGUGUUUCUGUUGCUCGUUCUUUUCUUUUGUAUGAUCGCAUCAACCAAGCCCAAUUUGAUGCCAUUUUGAAAGAAGAAAUGCUUGCUCGUUCCUCCUCCUCUGCUGCUGCUAAACCACCAUCCCGAUCCUCUGAUCAAGAGCGUUUAGCCAAGAAACAACGUUUGAGUUAUCUUGGCUACCUCUUGCAUCAUGAUGCUGAAACUGCCUCUCUCUUGGCUUAUGCUGUCUCCCCAACUCUCUCUGCUACCAAGGAUCUUGAAAUGUCAGAGUCUUCUGAUAACUGA
Molecule: messenger RNA, 891 nt
Organism: Mucor velutinosus
Lineage: Eukaryota; Fungi; Mucoromycota; Mucoromycetes; Mucorales; Mucoraceae
Exons: 3
Coding region: 1-891 (296 amino acids)
Source: RefSeq, a predicted model, not a curated record